AUGGCACUAUUUCAGGAAAUUCGACGUCAAGGAGAAGUCCCGCAGGACUUCAAGGACGUCCCAAUCGUCCAUCCCUAUAAUCGGAAAGGAAACCGCCAGCUCUGUGGCAACUACCGACGCAUCUCUCUUCUGAAAAGUGCCUGGAAAAUCUUCGCUCGCAUUCAUCUAAAUCGUUUGAACAACCACCUAAAACAAGGCCUCCUGCCGGAAAGCCAGUGCGGCUUCCACCGCCAUCGUGAGACCACGGACAUGAUCUUCACCGCCCGCCAAUUGCAGGAGGAAUAUCAGGAGAUGCGGGCCCACUUCUACUUUACCUUCUUGAAUCUGAUGAAAGCCUUCGAUACGCUGAAACACGAAGGACUGUGA
Spirometra erinaceieuropaei is the source of this 366-nucleotide messenger RNA. NCBI's taxonomy places the organism in Eukaryota, Metazoa, Platyhelminthes, Cestoda, Diphyllobothriidea, Diphyllobothriidae. The record is from the annotation of a GenBank genome assembly.